AUGGCUAAACAGAUCAGUCAGCAAACAUUUGACGAUGUUGUCAGAGAAAAUAUGUCGGAAUUUGACAUGGAUGCUAGUGAAGCAGUACAGGAUGCUAUACAGCAGUUUGAAUCUCAGGGUGUAAAUCUAAAUUGUAUAGUCAAGGAGCCAUCUUUGUAUUCAACAAAUGAGGAUGGACAAGUCCUAGACCAUCCUGUGACAUCAGCAUUGAAGAAAUUGUCUGUGACUUUGGACAAUUCUGACAUCAAUAACACACAAGUUGUUGAGGCUCUGAAGUCUAUUCAAACAGAGUGUGACUCUGACUUUGCUCGCCGUUGCCUGGCAGGGUCUAGCAAUGCAUAUCCAAUUUUGUAUAAAGCUUUGUUACAUUAUAGAGAUGAUCCUGAACAUCUAAAAGCUGUGUUAAAGACAUUCUGCUCACUUGUCAACGGCCAGCCAGAUUUGAUAGACGACAAAGGCAUCGAACUUCUUAUAUGCUUAUUUAAAAACUACCAGGAUGUGUCUGAUGUUUUGAAACUGAUUAUUCGAGCUAUUAGAUUAAAUUGUCUGAAGCAUGAAAAGAAUCGGCAGGAAUUUAUUCAGAUGAAUUUGAUUCCUAUGCUCACUGAUUUACUGACUGUACAAAAAUCAAAUCCAACGAUCAUUAAAGAGAGCUGUAUCUGCUUGAGGUCACUAACUCUAGAUGAUGAUGUCCGUGUGCUUUUUGGAAAAGGUUCUGAGAAUGCUAAGUCAAUGGUGAGCGAAGGAGAUGCAUUGAGAGCUGUUCUACAGUUGUGUGAAGAAUACAAAAAGGACACGUCAGUACUGGCAGAGCUGUUCCUCACAUUAAGUUGCCUGGCCAUCAGGGAUGAGUUUUGUCAUGAGGUGAUGGACAGAGGAGGCGUCACUCUCAUCCUGAAUGCUUGCCGAAAUGCAAUUGAAGACAAGAAUAUUGUGCGUCAAGCCAUGAUUGUCCUGAAAACACUAGCUGGGAAUGAUGAGGUUAAGCAUGAAAUAGCCAAGCUUGGAGGCAUCGAGCUGAUAGUGGCUGUUUUAGACAAGUAUCAGAACAACGCUCUGGUAGCAGAAGCAGCCUGUAAAGUCCUGACCACCAUCACACUCCGAAAUGAGGACAACUGCCGCAAAGUUGUUCAGUGCCAGGGACAUGAGUACAUAGUUCAAGUCAUGAAACUUCAUCCAAAAGAAAUUGGUGUUCAGAAGAAUGCUUGCAUGGCCCUAAGAAAUCUGGUAUCCAGAACCAAAGAGUUGACUGAAUCUAUUCUACCUCUGGGAGUGGAGAGCUUGCUCAAUGAAAUAAUCAACCAUCACAAGGAAAUUGAGGAUGAAGCCAAGGCGGCACUCAGGGAUUUAGGUUGUAAAGUGGAGUUACGAGAAUUGUGGAAAGGUGAAAAGGGAGUUAUUCAGUAA
Candidula unifasciata is the source of this 1407-nucleotide messenger RNA. NCBI's taxonomy places the organism in Eukaryota, Metazoa, Mollusca, Gastropoda, Stylommatophora, Geomitridae. The record is from the annotation of a GenBank genome assembly.